Molecule: messenger RNA, 2613 nt
Organism: Melospiza melodia melodia
Lineage: Eukaryota; Metazoa; Chordata; Aves; Passeriformes; Passerellidae
Gene: VCAM1
Product: vascular cell adhesion molecule 1
Exons: 7
Coding region: 192-1814 (540 amino acids)
Biological process (GO): cell-cell adhesion
Cellular component (GO): plasma membrane
Molecular function (GO): integrin binding
Source: RefSeq, a predicted model, not a curated record
CUCCCUGCUCUGGAUUUUCCCGUCCAGGGAUUUCCCAACUCUGCCCCAAGGAGGGAGAGCCUUUAUAAAGAGCCAGCUGGAACUCUUGUAACAAACCGUUGCGCAGCAGCAAGAUCUCACUGUGCUUCUUCACAGAAAACAGAAAGCAAACUUUUGAAUUUACUUUCUUUAUCCAGCAACAGCAAUUACAAAUGUUUAAGGAGAUGGGAAGAGCAAGCCAGGCUGUGCUAUUAAUUUUGUGCGUGUUAAGGACUGUUAAAGCUUUUGAAAUGGAAAUUAUACCUGCUGAGAGAAUUGUGGCACAGAUUGGAGGCACACUCAUACUCACAUGCAAUACUACUGGCUGUGCAUCACCAAGUUUUUCCUGGAGAACCCUGAUGGACAGCCCCCUUGGAGGAAAAGUCAGAAACCACAGGACAUAUUCUACAUUGACUAUGAAUCCAGUUGGUGUUGUGAAUUCUCAUUCUUAUCUUUGUACUGUCAUAUGUGGUGAGAGAGGGAAAAAGGAGAAGAGUGUCAAAGUUGAACUUUACUCUUUCCCCAGUGAUCCUAUCAUUGACAUCAGCCCAUCCUUAGUUGCUGGAGAACCAGCCCCUGUCAUCUGUAAAAUUCCGGAUGUAUAUCCUUCUCAUCACCUGGAAGUUCUCCUAAAGAAAGAUGGACAGGUUCUUCAUGAGGAAUAUUUUUUGUACGAUGACAGCACAAAUACAGAGACCAAAACUGUGACAUAUACAUUUCAUCCCAUGGCUGAAGAUGCUGGGAAAGAGAUUACCUGUGUGGCCAGGUUACCAAUUGCUGAUAUGGAUUUUGAACCCAAAGAAAGAACAUCUUCUCAGAAACUUAAUGUAAAUUUUGGUCCACAAAAUACUGUCAUUACUGCAUCUCCAAGCAACUCACCAAUGGAAGGAGACUCUCUGAACCUCACUUGUGUGACUCAGAGUAACCCACCAGCACAAAUAGUUUGGAGUAAAUAUUUGGCUGAAGAAAACAUUCAGCAUCUGAUAAAAAACAAUGUUCUUUUUAUUCCCCGUGUCCGUUUCAAUGAUUCAGGACGGUACAUCUGUGAAGUAAUUAAUCUGGUAACUAAUAAAACAGAGGAAGCAACUGUGAACCUUGUUAUACAAGGUGCUCCAGUCAUCACAGAACUCUCCAUUGAACCUUCUACAACAGUUCAGGAAGGACAAAAUGUCUCCAUACAAUGUUCUGCUGAAAGCAACCCUCCUCCCAAGAUAAUUCUAAGGAGAAAAUCUGACAAUGCAGACAUAGGGACUUCUAGUGCCAGAAGUAUUUUUCUUCCAUCUGUGAUGUUCCAAAAUGGAGGAGACUAUGAAUGUGUAGCAGAAAAUAAGUAUGGGAACAGUAAAAGUGAAAUCACACUUAAUGUGAAAUAUGGACCAAAGAAUACAAUGAUCACUGUUUUCCCUGCUGCUCUUAAAGAAGGGGAAACUGUGACAAUGAAAUGUACUAGUUCUGGUAAUCCAGCUCCUGUGAUCUCCUGGAAGAAAAAGAAGGCCACCGGGGAGUCUGAGGAAAUUUCUAAAAAUGCAACUAUAACUAUACACAACUUGAAAAGUCAAGAUCUGGGGCUUUAUGAAUGUGAAGCUUAUAAUCAAUUUGGCAAGGAAGAAAAAGCUGUGGAAUUAUAUGUUCAAGCAAGAUUGGAAGAACCAGAUCAGAUGAUCCCAUUCAUUAUUGCAUUCUCAUCUGUAGCAGCAGUAGCAGUUCCUGCAGCUGCCAUUUUGAUCUACGUGUCAAGACAAGCAAAGAUCAAUGGAUCCUACAGUCUUGUAAAAGCACUCAGGUUGAAAGUUUGAUCAUGUGAAUAUAAGUGUUUAGUUGAUAAUAAGCACUUUUAUUUAUUGCUGUGACUGGUUCUACCCUUCAGUAACAAACGAGUGACUUGAGAACAGCGCCAUGUGAUAGCAAAUGGGCUUAUUUUCAUGUUCUCAUAAGUGUUUUGGUAUUUAAAUUAAAGGAAGAGCUAGAAUCCUGACCUAGAAAUUGGUAAAUCAUUUCUGUGUUGAAGCAUUCUGAACAAAGAGUUCUGUGAAGAACUAGGUUUGUACAUAGUGUAUAAUUUGUGUUAUAAAUAUGUUCAACUAAAUAUCAGUUUGUAAAACUUUUCUUAUUGCAACUGUACAGAGAAAUUUUGUUAAUUCAAAGACAUAAAUCAAUAUUGCUUGAGCUGAUCAGGUGAUUUUUAUUUUGUAUUACUCUGCAGCAUGAAUGUUUUUUAAUAUAAUUUGUCUGGUUGUGGUAAUGUUUGGAAAAUAUUCUCUUUUCACUGAUAUUGCCAUAAACUAUACCUUCAAUGACAUUACACAAUCGCUGGGCUAUGCAUUUCUAACAAAUUUAAACUAAUUUUAGCCUUUGAGGGUCAUUUGCAAAACAUUUUAUUUUAAAUAUUAUUCAAAAUCUGGGGUUAUAAUCCUGUAAGUUCUAGCAAUGCUAAGGUAUUCUUGCUGGCUUCAAUCAUUCUCAGAUCAAUGUCAGAAUUCCGUUAUUUUGUGAUGAGCCAUAUCAGACCUUUCUUGUAAAAUAUAAGGGCACUGUAAAUAUGCUUUACAGAUUUCCACUGCAAAAUAAAACUACCAGCAGAUUUCUUUGUCUAAA